Molecule: messenger RNA, 2247 nt
Organism: Penicillium brevicompactum
Lineage: Eukaryota; Fungi; Ascomycota; Eurotiomycetes; Eurotiales; Aspergillaceae
Product: alpha-galactosidase
Exons: 2
Coding region: 1-2247 (748 amino acids)
Biological process (GO): carbohydrate catabolic process
Molecular function (GO): alpha-galactosidase activity
Source: RefSeq, a predicted model, not a curated record
AUGGUUCGCUUCACAAGGAAUGCUGCGGUGGCUACGAGCCUCGUAGCUAUACUUGCCCACUGCCCAACUGUCAUGGCGCAGAACACAAACACCAAGCCAAUUGUGGCGGAUGGAACUUCCUUCGCUCUCAAUGGCGACAAUGUAUCAUACCGCUUCCAUGUGGACAACAGCACCGGUGACCUUCUUGGGGACCACUUCGGUGGCCCCGUCACUGGCGACAUUCCCCUGGAGUCUGUGGGCGAUGUCAAUGGCUGGGUUGGUACCACUGGCCGUGUCCGCCGCGAAUUCCCUGACCAAGGGCGCGGGGACUUCCGUAUCCCUGCAAUUCGCAUCCGCCAGUCGGCAGGAUACACCGUCUCUGACUUGCAAUACAAAUCGCACCGAAUCGUUGCAGGAAAACCCGCUAUUGCUGGUUUGCCCGCUACUAUGGGCAGCGAGGAAGAUGUGAGCACUCUAGUCGUCAGUCUAUACGAUAAGUAUAGCGAUGUUGCGGCAGACUUGUCGUAUUCGAUCUUCCCCAAGUACGAUGCCAUUGUGCGCAGUGUCAACGUCACGAACCAUGGCGAGGGAAAUAUUACCAUCGAGUCUUUGGCCAGUCUCAGCGUGGACUUGCCAUUCGAGGACCUGGAAAUGAUCAGCCUUCGGGGUGAUUGGGCCAGAGAAGCCCACAAGGAGAGAAGAAAGGUCGAGUAUGGCAUUCAAAGCUUUGGAAGUUCGACCGGAUACUCAUCUCACCUUCACAACCCAUUCUUGGCAUUGGUUGAGCCUUCAACCACUGAGUCUCACGGAGAAGCGUGGGGCUUCUCGCUGGUGUAUACUGGAUCAUUCUCGGUGGAUGUCGAAAAGGGCUCUCAGGGCUUCACCCGCGCCCUUCUUGGCUUCAACUCCGGCCAGCUCUCCUGGAAGCUAGCACCCGGCGAGAGUCUCGCAUCCCCGGAAUGUGUGUCUGUGUAUUCUAAGGACGGACUUGGUGGCAUGUCACGAGCGUUCCAUAGCUUGUACCGCAAGCAUCUCAUCAAGAGCAAGUUUGCCACCAGUGAUCGUCCUGCACUUCUCAACAGCUGGGAGGGACUUGGAUCUACCUUCAACCAAAGCAGUAUCUAUAACCUUGCAAAGGAGUCCGCUGAGGUGGGCGCCAAGCUCUUCGUCCUGGACGACGGUUGGUUCGGCGACGAAUACCCCCGUAUAUCUGACGAAGAAGGCUUGGGUGACUGGGUGCCGAACCCAGCUCGUUUCCCAGACGGUCUGGAGCCAAUUGUCAAGAAGAUUACGGAUCUCAAAGCCGGAAACACUUCAACGAAUUUGCGUUUCGGUAUCUGGGUCGAGCCAGAGAUGGUCAACCCCAAUUCCACCUUGUAUAACGAGCACCCAGACUGGGCUUUGCACGCAGGCCCCUACCCACGGACCGAGCGACGUAACCAGCUCGUCCUCAACCUCGCGCUCCCCGAGGUCCAGGACUUUAUCAUCAAGUCUGUCUCGGACAUCCUCAACAGUGCAGACAUCAGCUAUGUCAAGUGGGACAACAACAGAGGUAUCCAUGAGAUGCCUUCUCCCGCAACGAACCAUGCCUACAUGCUCGGCAUGUAUCGUGUCUUCGACGAGCUGACCACCAAGUUCCCCGAUGUUCUUUGGGAAGGCUGCGCCUCAGGUGGAGGUCGUUUCGAUCCGGGUGUUCUGCAAUACUUCCCUCAAAUCUGGACUUCGGAUGACACGGACGCCGUGGAGCGUAUUUCCAUUCAGCUCGGUACAUCCCUUGCAUACCCCCCGAGUGCAAUGGGCGCUCACUUGUCCGCCGUGCCAAACCAGCAGACCGGCCGUACUGUCCCUGUUGCCUUCCGCGGCCAUGUCGCGAUGAUGGGUGGAUCUUUCGGCCUGGAGCUUGAUCCUGCUGAGAUGACUGCCGAGGACAAGGCUGCUCUUCCGGGUCUUAUUGAGCUUUCGGAGAAGAUCAACCCCAUCAUUCUGAAUGGUGACUUGUGGCGGUUGAACUUACCAGAAGACUCAAACUGGCCCGCUGCUUUGUUCAUUGGCGAGGAUGGAAAGCAGGCUGUUUUGUUUGUCUUCCAGCUCGCGCCCAACAUCGACCACUCUUGGCCGCGUAUUAGGCUGCAGGGCUUGGACGCACAGGCUUCGUACAAGAUCGAUGGCAACGCAACAUACACUGGCGCGACUUUGAUGAACCUUGGCUUGCAAUUCCCCUUCUCCACAGAUUAUGGAAGUCAAGUCGUGAUGUUGGAGAAGCAGUAG